Paramecium pentaurelia is the source of this 1461-nucleotide messenger RNA. NCBI's taxonomy places the organism in Eukaryota, Ciliophora, Oligohymenophorea, Peniculida, Parameciidae. The record is from the annotation of a GenBank genome assembly.
UAUGGGAAACUCAGUAUGUUAUAGCUAGGAUGAAGUUCGAAAGAAGGAAUGUCUCCCUUUAAGAAUAAAAAGAGCUAUGGAAAUUAAAAAAAAGCUUAAAAUGAUUGUGCUAAAAGGAGCUUAGGAACUGGAAAAUGAAUCUGAAAAAACUGAAAUGCUGGAAUGUUUCCUUGAUUUUUUUAAAGUAAUUUUUAAAUUGAUUAAAAGGAUAAACUUCUUAAAGUAAUUUAAAAGUAUGAAUUUCCAAAACCUGGUAAAGACUUUUUGUAAUCUGGUUAUGUUUUAUCUUUUGCAAAUAUAACAGAUAUUACUCAGUAGAUUCAUAAAGAUGAUGGUGACGUAGACUCUUAAUUGUUAAAAAGUUUGAUGGAUGAUAUCAAUGAGUUAAAAGAAAAGUCACUUUUUUAUUUAAUUCUCAAGGAAUUCGACAGAUUCUACAAAUAAUUAGUGUUAUCAAAAAAAGAUAAAUUAGACGAUAUAACAAUAUCUCCUAAUUUGCAUCAUAUGUCUGAUACUAAGAGUUUUAUUAAAACACAAUUACCUUUAGAAAUUUAAGAAAAACAUUAAACUAUCGAAUUUGAAGAUUGUUUUUUUUCUAAGAGAAAAUUAAGUGCUUUGAUUAAGGAAGAUAAAUGUUUGAUCGAUUACCUAAUUAUUAGUAUAAUUAACCUGUUUGAAUUUUUAAAAUAGACAAUUUACUUGACAUAUUCAGAUAUAAUUAAAGAAUACAUUUCUCUAAAUGAUAUUUAAAAAUAUCUUUAAAAUAGUUUGUUUUUCUAAAAGCUAGUUUAACAUUAUAUAUAUGAUAAAGAAUUAUGUAUUGGAUAACUAAUUGAAAAGAUAAUUCCUUUAAAAUAUUAAAAUUAAUAGAUAUAAUAUGAAGGUCAAAUACUGGAAAGAUAAUAAACUUUAGAUAUAUCCUUAUAUCCUGAACCUGGAUAAUAAACAAUGAUUAAAGAAUUUGAAGAGGAUAUUUUUGCUCAUGAUUUUGGAAAACUAAGAUAAGAAUAGUAUUUCAGAAAUAGCUCAAGGAUGUCAAUUAUUGAGAUGUAAAAUAAAAUUAUGAAUGCAAUUGAAUAAAUUGAAAAAGAAAAUCUACCUUAUAAAGAAUUAUUUAUAAUUUUGAAACAAAUGUUUGAAGAAGUUAAGCCAUAUAGAAUAUUUCUGUUGAUUUAAAAAUUGUCUGAUGAUAUUGUUGAUAUUUAUUUAUAGUCUAGACCUUAAGAUUAAUAAAAUAAAUAUCGUGAACUUAUUUUAGCAGAAGAUAAUAAACUUUCAAUUAUUUUAUUUUUACUACAUAAAUUUUAAGACUCAAGUAAAUGUAAUUUAAACAGAUUAUUUUAUAAAUUAAGAUUUAUGAUGGAUUACAAUUAAGUUCUUGAUGAUAGAAUAAAAUAUGAAAUGGAUUAAUCAUUCGUGAGAUUUUAUGCCUGUCUAGAGAUGAUGAUCUAAACUCCUUGA